AUGGCCACUGAAGGUGAACCGCAGUCGAGUUCCCCGCGUCUGGGGCAGGCGGAGAUGGAAGGACUUGUGCAGCGGUUGUACUACCAGCAGAUGGAGCUGGCGGCGCGGCGGGAGGAGGAGCGCCGCCGCGAACUCUCCAGGAUGCGUGCCCCGCCGCGCCGCAUCAACAAGGGCGAGGAGGGGGAUCUAGUUCGCCGCAUCUACGACCAGCAGCUGGAGCGAUUCCGGCAGAGCAGGGAGGAGCGGGAGCGGAGGACGUACGAGGAGAUGCACCGCAGCGACAAGAAGGUGCCGGAGUCAGAGAUACAAGAGCAGGUGGACCGCAUCUACGGACAGGAGAUCGCCAAGAGCAAGGCCCGCCGCGAGGAGCUGCAGAAGCGGUACCUGCCAGAGAUGGAGCCGAAGAAGAUCAGCAAGGCCAAGCUCAAGGAGAGCGUGGAGCGCCUCUCGCAUGUGGACUACGCCAAGAGAGACGAGGAGCUGUUCAAGAAGUACGUGUACCCAUACGACCCGCCAACCGUAAAAAUCUCCCACGAGGAAGUGGAGACGAUGGCCAACCGCCUCUCAACGAGGGGCGCCGCGUAG
Messenger RNA from Trypanosoma conorhini, 585 nucleotides. RefSeq lists its product as uncharacterized. The record is from RefSeq and is a predicted model, not a curated record. Lineage: Eukaryota; Euglenozoa; Kinetoplastea; Trypanosomatida; Trypanosomatidae. Bases 1 to 585 code for a protein of 194 amino acids. The transcript has a single exon.